UUGGGUAAAAUGUUAUUGUCAACAAAUCAAGUUUAUUGAUAUUAUGGCAUAUUUUCAUUAUCGAUGUGGGGAACGUAUCACUUUACAAAAUGAAAAUUGCACAGCAGUCAGAAAUGAAUCUGACUUUGAUCAUGGCAUGGUUUUAACUGCAGAACCAUUGAUGAAUGAUUUAUUGUUUGAGAUUAAAAUUGACAAAAAAGUGAAUUCCUGGACAGGAAACUUGGAAAUUGGUGUUACAGAUAUUGAGCCAUUGAAUUUGGAAUUUCCCCAUUGUGCAUCAAAACUAGACCAUGGAUCAUGGAUUAUGUGUGGAAAUUCAAUAGUUAAAGAUGGUUCAACAAUUGUAGAUCAUUAUGGUGUUGAUUUGGAUUCAUUAAACCAAGAUGAUAGAGUUGGUUUAGUUAAAACAUCAGAAGGUGAUUUAAUUUUUUAUGUGAAUGGUGAAUCUUUGGGUGUUGCUGCAGAGGGAUUACCACAGAUAGUGUAUGGGGUUGUUGAUUUGUAUGGGAAAUGUGUGCAAGUUACAAUAACUAGUCCCCUAUUGCGAGAGCAUAAUAAUGAUGAAUGCUUGAGUGGCAGUUCUGUUCUUGUAAUAGACAAUGACAUAUUAAAUGUUACUUUGGGAGGUGAUAUAAGUGAAUUGAGCUUAAGUAGUAGUAAUAGUCUGGAUAUCAGAAUGGAUAUGAACGUCAGUUUAACAUUGCCUGAAGAAGCACCACGACCUGACAAAUUAAAGUUCCACGAUAGAUGCGGAUCCUUAAUCAAGUUGUCGAACGGUCAAAGAACAGGGGAGCGUCGAAGACCGCUAGAUGAGUUCAACAAUGGUGUUGUGAUGACGCACCGACCGCUUAUAGAUGCGGAACUUUUUGAAAUUCGUAUAGACAGAUUAGUUGACAAAUGGAGCGGAAGCAUUGAAAUGGGAAUAACUACUCACAAUCCCUCGACAUUAGUAUUUCCGGCGACAAUGACGAAUAUGCGAAGCGGGACUAUUAUGAUGUCAGGUUGUGGGAUUUUAACUAAUGGCAAAGGAACAAGGAGAGAGUACGGCGAUUUCAAUUUAGAUGAACUUAGAGAAGGCGAUAGAGUAGGAAUGAUGCGGAAACCUGAUGGUAACCUGCAUUAUUUUAUAAAUGGUUUGGAUCAAGGUGUUGCUGCGGAGCGAGUACCAACCACCGUUUGGGGAGUUAUCGAUUUAUAUGGAAUGACUAUAAAGGUAUCAAUUGUGGAAAGAGAUGAGAGAGAGGAGCAGAACUUGAUGACCCGUCGCAAUACAAAAGAUCAACAUUUUACUCUUGCAGAGCCCCAUCCACCUACCGAUUACUACGAUAGAUUGACAUUCCAUCCAAAUUGUGGUACACAUGCUCAAGUUAUCAAUAACGGUCGUACCGCUCAUCGGCCUAACGCUGCUGAUGAUUUUAAUAAUGGCGUGGUACUUACAUCUAGGUCAAUAAAAGGUGGCGAAAUGUUUGAGGUGCGUUUAGAUAGAGUGGUAACUAAAUGGGCGGGUUCAAUAGAAAUUGGUGUUACCACACAUUCUCCAAAUGAUCUCGAAUUUCCAUUUACUAUGACGAACGUCAGAUCUGGGACUUGGAUGAUGACUGGUAGUGGAAUUAUGCAUAAUGGUACCACUGUAUUAGAACAGUAUGGUAUGAAUCUGGACAGAUUGCAAGUUGGUGAUAGGGUUGGUGUAGUAAGGAAAGAAAAUGGACUAUUGCAUUUCUUUGUGAACGGGGUGGAUCAGGGACCGGCCGCCUCUAAUGUGCCUGAGAAAGUUUUUGGAGUCAUUGAUUUAUAUGGACAGGCUGUUGAGGCGACUAUUGUCGAUAUUUUUGAUUAUGGAUCUCCAGAUACUAUAAAUUCUAGUCAUUCGAAUACGACCUUGUAUAGUGAUUUAAGGUUCCAUCAUAUACAUGGUCGAAAUGCAAUGAUAAUCAAUAAUGGGUUAACAGCCUGGAGGCCUCAACCACUUGCUGAAUUCAAUGAUGGUAUUGUUUUUUCUAGUCGGCCAUUAAGAGAAGGAGAAUUGUUUGAAAUAUCUUUGGAUAGUAUGGUGGACAGAUGGUCUGGAAGUAUCGAAUUAGGUGUGACAGCAGUGCGACCAGAUGAUAUAGAUUUACCAAGCACUGCAACAGAUUUGGCACGAGAUACAUGGAUGUUGAGUGGAUCGUCUGUGAUGGAAAAUGGGAUAACAAUAAAAAGCAAUUAUCCGUGCGAUCUGGAUAGAUUAGGCGCGGGAACGAGAAUCGGAGUUAUGCAAACUCCAGAGAAAAAUAUUGAAUUUUUCAAGGACGGAGUGACCCAAGGCAUUGCAUGCAUGGUAACACAUAGCAAUUUAUAUGCUGUAGUUGACUUGUAUGGACAAUGCGCUCAAGUUAGUAUUACAUGUGAAUCACCGAUUGUCCCAAUUCCAGCAAUUCAGAUGGAAAGUUGUCCAAGAUCAGAUACGUCGGCUUCAUUGCAAGCAGUUAGUGUAGUUCAGCCACAUAUAGAGACUGAUUUGCAUAGGUUUUCUGAUUAUCACUGUAAGGGCUUGACAUUAGCAGAAGGUGGACGAAUUGCUACGAGGUGUCGAGAUGUUUUCCAGGCAGUGGCAUACAGUGCAACAUCGUUAACGCACGAUGAAUUAUUUGAAAUUUCUAUUCAAACUAUAAUGGCUCACAUUGCUGGGUCAUUAAUCAUAGGUGUUACAGCUAUGGCUCCGAAUGGUAAUAUUCUAGGAUUGCCUCCAGAUUGUUGCUACUUGGCUGGAAACGAACUCCAUUACAAAAAUCAAAUAAUUCAGCAAUUUGCACCAUCUCUCUUAUGGCUCAGAGUUGGAGAUCGUGUUGGGAUAUUAAGAACGCACGAUGGAGGCAUCAAAGCUUUCAUCAAUGGAGAAGAAUUGUCGCUAAUUUUUCCCACCUUUCCUGAUAACUUAUACAUUUGUGUCGAUUUAAGAGGCUCUUGUUCCUCUGUUUCUGUUUUGAGUAGGAGAUUACCCUCUUCACCUCUCACUAGUAUUCGUUUGCAAGAUAGUUUAGAAAUAGUUUUGGAUCAAGAAACAGAAACUUGCGCUCCGCAAGAAGAAGCAACCAUUCCGGAGGAGUACCAAGAAGCAUUACCUCCUGUAAAGUAUGAAUUUCAUGAAAAUCACGGAAGGAACGUAGAAGUUGUCACUGAGAGAAAUGUUGCGAGACGUGUUGCUUCCUAUAACCAAGGUUUGGUAAUUGUGCAACCUUGUUUAACUAACAACCAAUCAAUGUAUGUCAUCAUUGAGCAAGUGGAUAAAAAGUGGCAAUCAUCCUUGUUAGUAGGUGUUGUUUGUGGUUUACCUGAACGUUUUAUUCUACCUGCGACAGCUUUGGCGUUUAAAGGUCCGUUUUGCAUUGUUGCUAGUGAUUGGAUUUCAUUAAAUGGAAUUAAGAGUCGAUCCAAUUAUGGUCAAAAAUUGAAUAAUCUUAAAGUCGGCGAUAAAGUAGGACUGAUGUUACUUGAGAGUGGUAUUCGAUUGAUCAUAAAUGAUUGCGUUGAAGAAAUUUUAACGUGGAUACCACCAACUGGUCAAAAUUGUUACGCAGUAUUUGAUAUGUAUGGUCAAUGUCAACAAAUAAAAAUUCUGAAUGAAAAUGAGGAAGUUAAACCUGUUAGAGGUGCAGGUUGUGAAAAAGCCGACUUAGAGUUGUGCGAGAAGGAGAGACCCGAUGCAAAUCUAUCUUUACCGAUUCCAUCAGUGAGUACAGCGUCUAUUGGCGGAGGAGCGAGUAGCCAAAGAAUCUCACCAAUAACUCCAAUUAAACAAUCUCCUUGCCAAUAUCAACAGGAUUGCAUCAAAUUCAAAAAGUCGCUUUUACUUCCAGACGAUUACUUUUUAUCAGAGGACCCAAUAUGCUAUUGCAAUAAUUGCUACAGGAUUAUAUCUCAGGAUGUAGAUUCUUUGAAGGAUGAAUCUUUAAUUGGAUGGGUUAAGUUUCCUUUGAAAAAUAUCCAAAAUAUACAAACAGAUAAAUGGCACACCGCGUAUUAUCCAACUAAACUUGGGACGAUUCGCGGAAUUCUCGAUAAAGGGCAGCUCCUAACAAAAGAACAAAUGUUGUAUUCCAACUUGAUUGGCCAACGAUACGAUGACGUCCACGUAGUAUUUAGUCCGUCCCUUCAGCAGAGUUUGGAGGAACCAUUCAGGUUGGAUUCGGGAAGAGAUGCUUUGGCCACAUUUCAGUUGCUGGUAAAACCUGGUGCGUAUUCAGUGGCCAGGGAUUGUCCAGAAUGGAGCACUAAAGAAACAGGUGCAAUUUCACUUCAUGCUCUUUUAUUGCAAUUGAAAAUGGAAUAGAUAUUUUACAAUUGUAUGC
Molecule: messenger RNA, 4328 nt
Organism: Nicrophorus vespilloides
Lineage: Eukaryota; Metazoa; Arthropoda; Insecta; Coleoptera; Silphidae
Gene: Neurl4
Product: neuralized-like protein 4
Exons: 19
Coding region: 44-4309 (1421 amino acids)
Source: RefSeq, a predicted model, not a curated record